AUGGAGGGGCACGGCAUUCAGCUUCGCACUCUCAAGGACUGUCUACAGUUCCUGCUGUGGUUAAAGGGUCACAGUGGUAUGCAAAACCAGGUGAUUAGUGAACUGGUUAAGCGUUAUGGAGAAUCUUAUAAUCAUAUUUCGUUUACGGGCCAACUGCCACCUGCUGUCUCCGAAUUCCUCUGGAACGUGUCCACGUUUUAUAAUAAAUUAUGCCACAAACCAGAUCCUGGCAGUUAUACAGCGAUAAACGCUGACCAAAUCGUCCACGCGCUGCUCGACUGCAUUCCCAAGUUCCUCGCCGCUUUGUAUUUUUUGUGGUACAAUGUGGAUUAUAGAUUCGAUGCGGUGGGAGGAGCGAAGUGGAAGUACAAUUAUCCUGGGUGGGAGACUACUUGGGUGAGAUAUGUGUGGCAUAGAGAGUAUGGAGGGAGGCUGCAGAAUUAUCUCAGGGCGUCACUGAGCGUUAAAUACGGUGGCCUCAUAGCUGGUGGGUUCAGUGAAAACGAGGUGACGUAUGGUUAUGACUAUAAUUCUCGCUAUGGUUACUGGUACGGUGAGAGCAUGGUAGAUGACCUACAGAAGAUUUUGUACAAACAUAAUGAUAAGUACAAUUAUUUCCGGGACGUAUUUUUUACAACAGUCAUUUCUAAAUCCGGCUUACAGAAAUCGAACACUGCGAACGUUCUUGCAUUGGUGAGAACGUUUUGCCAAAUCGUAAUUUCGGUAAAGAACUCUGACGUCGGUAAGUUGACAAAAGCUUUGGAAAGGGAGUUAAAAGACAAAUGUAUAGAUUGGCAAGAAUUAAAACAGCAUUGCAAAACUCUCGAGCAGCAACUUGGAAAGUUGUUCAAGAACGAAGGCUUUUCCUACACAGGCCAGGCGCGGACUGUCGACCAGCUUAACACUGAGAGAUUUGCGGGGGAGACAGCGGUAUGGUUGCGAAGAAAUUUGCACGAAGUUCAAAAGAAUGUGAAACGAAUAGAUAAAAGUUUCCCAGUCGACAACACUCGACAUUUGAAUUAUCUUCAGCAAUUUGCAACCAAAAACAUAUUCCCCUACGGUUUUAUAUUUGGUAAAGACAGAUAUGGAACGCUGGGAGACGCGUGGAAGACGUUGUCAGAUCAUUGGCCCGGUGUCAUAGAUAUGCUUGGCAAAAAUGGUGGCGGCUUAGCGGAGUUAAAAAGAAUUCUGGAUGGUGGACGGUGCCGUCCGCCGGCUCCCCCUCCCAAACCCCGACCUAGGCCGGCGCCUGCGCCCAGGCCCCCGAGGCCUGCCAGACCUGCGCCUACACAAGGGGCUUCCAGAACUUCGGCUGGAAUGACAACCGGUGCAAGGCAUCUUGGGGGUUCGUUGUCUCGUGGGAGUCAGGGUUCUGGUGCUAGAGGAGUGGGAGGGCAUAACCGUAGAAGCAUGAUCCAAGUUAGAGGAGGGGGGCAAAACAGUGGAAAGGCACGGGGGACCACAAGAAAUGGAAGACACCACUCAGGGCCUCGAGGUGCUUCAGGAGCCAGGGGCGCACAGAGAAGCAGUGUUCCAGGGCAUACGGGAUCUACUAAGCCCCAACCCUUACAACCUCAAAAUGAUCUCCAGUCUCAUCCUCAACAAGCACUUCCACCUACUGCCGCCAGUGCUCCUGGAGGCCUUGGCCCCGGUGGUAAGGUGGCGGCUCACGGAGUCAAGUUAGACACCCUAAAGGACUGUCUCCGGUUCCUGGGCUGGCUUAAUAGUGGGCAACGGAUGAGUGUCCGUCAUGAAGUCUCACAUCAACUGGUUAAGCGUUACGAUAAAUAUUAUAGCUUUCCGCAAUUUAGAAACGAAUUGCCAGAUUCCUUAAAUGGUUUCCUCCGCAACGUGUCAGAGCUUCAUAGUAAAAUAAGCAAAAGUCCAGAUCUGGGUGAUUAUGAAGACACAAAUCCUGAUGAGAUUGUCAAAGCCUUUUGCGAAUGUCUCUCUAAGGUACACGCUGCGUUUUCCCUGUUACUCUUCCACGUUGAUUAUUCAUAUACUCAUGUGGGCGGUGGGAAAUUGGCUACGCAGACCACCAGGUCAGGUGAUAAUGGGCUUCAAGCAUUUUUCACGGGCAUCAAUGGCAUCAUUACCGGUGGCUUCCGCCCCGAUGAUCUGCAAGUUUUCACGGGUCAAAGUUUAGCCGAAAAUCUAAACAAUGCGCUUAAAAGAACUACCAUAACCCCUGACCUUUUCACCAGCGUCCUUUUCGACAAUUUACUUAAGGACGAGUGGCAUAACUUGGACGCUGGGAACGUCUUGCUGUUGCUGUGGGCCUUUUGUGACUAUGUGAAGACGCAUGAAAAAGACAUCACUGGUCUAAGAACAAAAUUGGAAGCGGAGCUUAGAAGUAGAGGCAUGUGUUUCAAAUGGGACGAUUUGGUAAAGCACUGCAGAAAGCUUAAAACAUCACUCGACGAAUUGUUCGGCAGUGAUGAUUCUCCCGGAGGCUUUUCAACUACCGGCAGGGCAUUUGAUCCAACUGCCCUUAAGCCCGAAGCGUUUGCCGGGGCAUUCGAGAAGUGGUUUGAAAAGCACUGGGGGGAUAUCGGCAGCGCAUUGGGAACCAUUCAGGAGAACGUUGCGGAUUUAGAAAGUGAUCCCAGUGGUUUUUCCCCCGAAUUUAUAUAUCCCUACGGUAUAGUGUUAAACAAGAAUCAAAGGGACAAGUGGCCAGAGGGAUUGACAAAUCUGCACGGUGUUUUGGAAACGCUUGGAAAUUCCGAUGAGGGAGACCUGAAAACGCUCAAAGACAUUUUAGGAGGUGAAACGUGUCCAUCGACGCCUCCCCAGGAAGUUGUGCCGGAGAAGAAAGUUCCCGUUGUGCCACCUAAAAAGCCUGAAGUGCCGCCUGCCACUGAGGAUACUGAAGCACAGAACCAAGGCAAGAAAGCUGAUGGUACUCCCAACCAGGGUAAGAAAGCGGAGGGAGCACAGAACCAGGGCAAGAAAUCUGAGGGUGCACAGAACCAGGGCAAGAAAGUGGAGGGAGCACAGAACCAGGGCAAGAAAGGUGAGGGAGCACAGAACCAGGGCAAGAAAAGUGAGGGAGCACAGAACCAAGGCAAGAAAAGUGAGGGAGCACAGAACCAGGGGAAGAAAGCGGAGGGUGCACAGAACCAGGGGAAGAAGGUGGAGGGAGCACAGAACCAAGGCAAGAAAAGUGAGGGAGCACAGAACCAAGGCAAGAAAGCGGAGGGAGCACAGAACCAAGGCAAGAAAGUGGAUGGAACUCCACCUUCACCAGGUGUAAAGUCUCUUGCUCCAGCUACGCCUUCCGUUGGUGGAGGAGCUUCAAACCCGGCAGGGCCCAAGGGUGAUGUAGGCUCAAAAGGGUCUAAAGGUGAUCGAAGACAGCCAGGGACUACAGGAGCUACAGGCCCGGCAGGGCCUAGUGGUUCAGUGACUACGGUGUCCUCGCUGACUCCAGGUUCACCAAUUAAACAUGUUGUACAAGUUCAACAACAGCCUCUCCCUGCCCCGCCUCCUCCCCCUCUUCGUGCAUCCCCUGGCCCCGCUGGUCAGCCCGGUAGCGGAGGUGCGGGUUCAACGUCCGAUGACGCUGCAAGUUCAAAGCCUGGUGCCAAUCAAGUCACUGCGCCUAGUCAGACUCCGGGUGCUUCAGGUUCAAACACUGGGCCACCUGGUGGUCAGGGGCCUGGUCAAAUUGCUGGUCAACAUGUUCCUCAACCAACAAGUCAGAGCACCGAUCAGAAUUCAAGCAGCGACACUACUACGUCGGCUGGCACGGCGCCUGGUGGAGGUGGGAGUGAUCAGCUGGAUCCUGCUACGGUUAAACUCAAAAAUCAGUUGGAUGAGUAUGGUAGACGGCAACUAGAGAAGAAGAAUAGGGAUAUUGAAGGUUUACGGGUAUCCUUGGACCGUGCGCUGCAGAACGCUGAGCAAAAGCAGCAAGAGAGAGAAAGAAAACAAAAUGCCCAGCGUUCAAAUAUAGGACGCCGACAGUAUUACAUUCCGAAAGAUUUGAAUAGUCGGCCGCAUUAUGAUGCGGAGUCCUCUGACGUGCUUGUCCUCGAUGGCAAGGACGUUUCCAAUGAAGCAUUGCGUGACCCCGGAAUUGAAUGGGAGCUAAAGCAUAGAAAUGAAUGGAAAUUGGCGGAACAAUGGGUGAAGGAGACUGCAAAAAAAGAGCAAGCGAAAUUUCAAAGGAACUUAAGAGAUACGCAGCAUAAAGUAUGGAAUCAACUUAAGGAUGACUGGAUACACCAGGAGUUUCAGGACGAUGACGUUGGUGAAGUCAUACCUUACAUACAUACGUCGAUGCCAUUUCAGGACCCUGUGUAUCCGGAUCAGUUAGCGCCCAAACCUUCCCACCUAUCAGGAUCAGUCAUCGAUUCACCGCCUCCUGAGACAGAUGACCCAGUGCCAUCGCCAAGUGGCGCCAUAAACGACUGGGAUAUCCAAGAUAUUCAAGCGCAUCCAGAUGCAGUGGAGAGCGCACUUAUAGGCAUCGACCCGUAUUCUGACGUGAAAGACGACGGACUGGUAUUCGAAAAAAUUUAUCGCCAAUCUGACACCAAACAAGAUUAUGUCGACCUCCACAUCGACGUCGCCAAGCCCAUCGUUCAAGACCCUGUCGACAACCCGUAUGAUGACCCUUAUGCCAAUAUGGAGGAUAUCGUGCGAGACGAGUUGAAAACUUCGGCACAGCAAUAUGGUGGAGACAAAGGCUUUUCUGUACUGCCCAAGAGUAAUUUAAACCUCGAAUUUACUCCAUCAUUUUUAAAAUCCGAUGGGGAUCAUGAUCCCGGGAUGCCGCGUGACCCUGACAGGCAGAUGUCGGGGCGUGACAUUCCCGCGUUCAUCACUCCGGAUCAGUGUACUAACCCCUGGUACGUCCCCGAUUCCUCCUCCACUACCGUCACCCCAACUCCCUCCCCUCCCCCAGCCUCGGACCUUUUGCCCCCUCCCAAGACCGUCAGGGAGAUGCUCCACUGGCUGGUCGGGUUGAACCAAUAUGGGUAUGUUGCGAAAAUUAAGGAUCACGUUGAAGGUCUUUUGAGGGGUUAUAACAAAGACGUCUCACAGCUCUCAGAUGCCCUCGAGGUCACUGGGGAUCCCACUCAGCUGACCGCUUCCCAUGUCGCCGACGUUCUGACACAGACAUGUCACUACGCGGCCACCGUUCUCCACAGGAUUAAGCAUAAAGACAUUUCGACAGCUGUUUCAAUGCCUGACUUCACCUCAGAAUAUUCCAAGCUUCGUUAUUCCUCCGACCCCGCCUGCCUCCUCUGCCAGCUGCGGGACUACGUCUACGCCUGCUAUCACCAGCUGGCGUUCCUGAAGUCGCAGUGUUCUCGAGUCUCCCAGCACGGUGGUUGGCAGGCUUGUGAAUAUGGCCUUCAUGCCUUUCUGACCGACGACCCAAGCUCCAAGUUCGAGACACAUCCCUUCGACCCGUGCGACAUCUGCCUCAAGAGCCGUGUAAACAUGGGAUUUCAAAAGCAUGAUUUGCCUGACAAAUUGGAAACUGGCAAGCAUAUUUCCACCAUCCUCACUCCCAGCUGCGGCGGCGACGACCCUUUGCUUAUAUUAUGUUCUUAUCUCAACUGCCUCACCAGGCGGACGCCGCGCACCACCGGGGAGCUUGUCUCCUUCUUCCACAAUUUCGGGAAUGAGCUGCAAGCAUCUUCACAGUUAUCCAGGCUGGGCUCUGCCCUCUCCAAGUCACAUGACGACUGCCCCGACUGGGACCGCCUUGGUGACGCCGACCUCAAUGCAAUCAAGGACGUCCGGGGCUCCGGUACUCCCAACUCCAACCACAACAAUGGCCAUCCCAAGACACUGUCCACAUUGCUUGGCUGCGGCAUCACUAAUGUGAACUGCCCACAGCAUAUGAAGCCCAUCACCUAUCGGGCCUACGCCCUGUACUCCACGGCGUUCGUCCACCACUACCUCAGCUGGGUGGCCUACCUAUCUGACAGACUCUGGGAGUCGCUGGAAAAGCUGAGUAUAGACAUGAAGAAGCAUUAUGGUACCAAGUGUUUAUCACUCCACCAGUGCCCCGAAGCCCUGCCCCUCCUCUACACUCACGGGUUCACUGCACCAGAAGGGACACUACAAUCACGAAUCUCCUGUUCCAAGGUCAGCGCUAAGUUGGAGGCAGUGGUCUCCGGAAAGCCUAUCGCAGACCUUAUUACCUGCAUGGACAAUUUCCUCAUCGGCAUCCGUGCUCCCUUCCUCUUUGCCAUCACAACGCUCUGGCUCAUCGCCACGCUCUACAUCGCCCACUCACUCCUCUACCGCAUCGACGUUCUGCGCAUCCGCUCCCACCUCACCACCAGGGCCUCACACCUCAUCGACGUCAAGGCGCUGCUCGCCGGCAGCCGCAGGAUGCUCUCACUCUACAAGGACGUCGACUACUUCGACGACGACUUUCACUCGUGA
Babesia ovata is the source of this 6414-nucleotide messenger RNA. Its product is annotated as ribosome binding protein. The record is from RefSeq and is a predicted model, not a curated record. Lineage: Eukaryota; Apicomplexa; Aconoidasida; Piroplasmida; Babesiidae. The transcript is spliced from 2 exons. Bases 1 to 6414 code for a protein of 2137 amino acids.